AUGAACAAUCACUCGGAAACUCUAGAAGAACAGGAAAUGCCAUAUGACAUAACCUAUAGAGUUGGUGUAGCGGAAAAUAAAAACUCGAAGUUUCGUAGGACAAUGGAAGAUGUUCAUACGUACGUUAAAAAUUUUGCAUCAAGAUUAGAUUGGGGUUACUUUGCGGUAUUUGACGGGCAUGCUGGGAUUCAGGCCUCGAAAUGGUGUGGUAAGCAUCUUCAUACAAUUAUAGAACAGAACAUUUUAGCUGAUGAAGCACGAGACGUCAGAGAUGUAUUGAAUGAUUCAUUCCUUACCAUUGACAAAGAAAUUAAUACCAAGAUUCUAGGAAACAGUGGAUGCACCGCUGCUGUUUGUGUACUACGGUGGGAGCUGCCAGAUGCAGUUUCUGAUGACUCAAUGGAUUUAGCCCAGCAUCAAAGAAAGUUAUACACAGCAAACGUAGGUGAUUCUCGAAUAGUAUUGUUCAGGAAUGGAAACAGCAUAAGAUUGACGUAUGAUCACAAGGCUUCUGACUCCUUGGAAAUGCAAAGAGUUGAGCAAGCAGGCGGGUUGAUAAUGAAAAGUCGUGUAAAUGGUAUGCUAGCAGUAACGAGAUCGUUAGGCGAUAAGUUUUUUGACACUUUAGUAGUGGGAAGCCCAUUCACGACAAGUGUGGAAAUCACCUCUAGGGAUAAAUUUCUAAUAUUGGCAUGCGAUGGACUAUGGGAUGUUAUUGAUGAUCAGGAUGCAUGUGAACUAAUCAAGGACAUUAAUGAACCUAAUGAAGCUGCGAAAGUCCUGGUUAGAUAUGCUUUAGAAAAUGGCACAACCGAUAAUGUGACAGUAAUGGUUGUCUUUCUCUGA
Messenger RNA from Saccharomyces kudriavzevii IFO 1802, 846 nucleotides. RefSeq names its product type 2C protein phosphatase PTC1 (gene PTC1). The transcript has a single exon. Gene Ontology annotation, molecular function: protein serine/threonine phosphatase activity; cation binding. Lineage: Eukaryota; Fungi; Ascomycota; Saccharomycetes; Saccharomycetales; Saccharomycetaceae. The coding region runs from base 1 to 846 and encodes 281 amino acids. Gene Ontology annotation, biological process: protein dephosphorylation. The record is from RefSeq and is a predicted model, not a curated record.